GAAUUUUGUCCGCACCGUCUAUGACUGAAGGAAGGAUGGGACGAGAAAUCUGUUCUUCUGUGUCCCUAAAGGCGUGAAUGUGUCAACGAGUCUUCAACUCUUCCUAAACCACAGAAAAAAAUUACAAAAUCCAACCGUAAUCAUUUAACCCCAAAAGCAGGAAGAAAAAAUGGGAAAAGAAAAGAAAAUUUCCGUAAGAUCCCGCAGGCGCAGCAGCCAAAACAACAGAUAACGGUACUGCCCAGCCUCAACCUUCUCAACGUCUUCAGCUUGUCCAACUGAGCUCCGUUUCGUCACCCGACCCGCCCCGACCUCAUCAGGUACAUAAGCAAAUCAUUGUUAUUAACAUGCUUCCCUGUCAUAUGUUUGACAAUUUUACGGAGAACAAGGAGGAUCUUUUUUUCUCCUGGUGAAAAUUCAUGUGGGAAUUUUGAAGCUUCCUUAUGUGUUUUGUGUGUUGGUGAGAAUUUAGGUGUAACUUGUGGGAUACAAAAGGAAGAAGUUUGUUGGGGAGCUGUAAAGUAUGUAUAGGCCUGGGGCUGCAACCCCAAAUCGUGGUGGACUGCCUAUGGAUAGUGGAGAUUCUGUGGUGACAUUGGAUCAAGUUCCCCGUUGGAGUGAUGGGGAGUAUAGAUAUGCAUAUGAGAAUGAAGAUGGGCCUUUUCCAAAUUCUUAUUUUGCUGACCCUUUGACAUCUGCAUCUGAGGCUGGGAGUAGUGGAAAUGGAAUGGUUUCUAGGUUUCCUGUCGAUCAUGAAAUUAACUCAAAGAUAUAUUUGUGGAGAGGGAAUCCUUGGAAUCUUGAGGUGGAUGCAGUUGUAAACUCGACUAACGAGAACUUGGAUGAAGCACAUAGCAGCCCAGGGUUGCAUGCUGCAGCUGGACCUGGUCUUGCAGAAGAAUGUGCAACUUUGGGUGGCUGUCGAACAGGAAUGGCAAAAGUUACCAAUGCAUACGAUCUUCCUGCAAGGAGGAUUAUACAUACUGUUGGUCCCAAGUAUGCAGUAAAGUAUCACACUGCUGCAGAGAAUGCGCUGAGUCACUGCUACAGGUCUUGUCUUGAACUUCUCAUUGAAAAUGGACUGCAAAGUAUUGCUGUGGGCUGUAUAUAUACAGAAGCCAAAAAUUAUCCACGAGAACCAGCUGCACAUGUUGCAAUAAGAACUGUGAGACGGUUUCUUGAGAAGCAGAAAGAUAAAAUCAACGCCGUUGUAUUCUGUACAGCUACAUCAACUGAUACUGAGAUAUAUAAAAGAUUGCUUCCACUUUAUUUUCCACGUGACAAACAGGAAGAGGAGAUAGCUAUUUCAAAACUACCUGCAGAUGUUGGCGAUGAAAAUGGUGAGACAGUUAUAGAUGAGCGAAAAAUCAGAAUAAAGUCUCUGCCCAAUGUGAAGAAGAGUAUUCCAAAACCUCCACAACCUUCCAAUGAUCUCCCUGUCAGUGAUCUUGGGUUGACAAGGAGGAGUUCUUCAUAUUUGGAUUCAUACUUGGAUCCUGCCUUUAUGUCGUUGAUAAAGGACCCAGACCAGCGACGUAAAGAACAGUGGGAAAAAACUGCUCAAGCUCAGAGUGGUUGGAACUGUUGUAAAAUGCUUGGAUAUGGUGACCUCGGGGGACCUCCUUUAUCUGCUGCAGAAGAAUAUUCUCUCCAUUCCCGAUACCUUGCAAAAGCAAAUUCUCUCAAUCUUUCUGAAAUUGCAGAAAUGAAAAUUGUCUAUCGAGGUGGGGUUGAUAGUGAGGGUAGACCAGUUAUGGUCAUUGUGGGUGCACAUUUCCUUUUACGCUGUCUUGAUCUAGAGCGUUUUAUACUUUAUGUGGUUAAGGAGUUUGAGCCCUUGAUACAGAAGCCUUACUCCAUUGUUUACUUCCAUUCUGCUGCAUCUUUACAAGCGCAACCAGACCUGGGAUGGAUGAGAAGACUACAGCAAAUACUUGGUCGAAAACACCAGCGUAAUCUUCAUGCUAUAUAUGUCCUACACCCCACCUUUGGCUUGAAAGCAGCUAUUUUCGCAAUGCAAUUAUUUGUUGAUAAUGUGGUGUGGAAAAAGGUGGUAUAUGUAGAUCGGCUUCUUCAGCUAUUUAGAUAUGUCCCCCGAGAGCAGCUUACAAUUCCGGAUUUUGUGUUCCAGCACGAUCUAGAAGUGAAUGGUGGGAAGGGCGUCAUUGUCGAUCCACGCACCAAAUAUGUAUAUCAGCGUCCAUGAGCAUUGUACUUGCACACUUCCGUCAUAUACAGUUUUUGAUCAAGUGUCCAGAAAGUCUGUGAAUCUGUAUUCUUUUUCAUUUUUUCAGAUUUUGAGUGUACCUUUUUUUUUUUUGUUUCAAAUUCACUUCUUGUCCCAUAUCCAUGUAUUUAUCCUUUUUGAGAAAAUUGAGAGUUCUUUGUGUAUGCAAACACUGACAAUUUUUCUUGUCGUGUUGUAAUUUGAUAUUCUGUGGAUACCACAUUUGUAAAAACGCUCAAUUUGCCCCCUUGGAAGUUUGCCUUUCAUCC
This is a messenger RNA of Coffea arabica (coffee), 2496 nucleotides long. RefSeq lists its product as uncharacterized. NCBI's taxonomy places the organism in Eukaryota, Viridiplantae, Streptophyta, Magnoliopsida, Gentianales, Rubiaceae. The record is from RefSeq and is a predicted model, not a curated record.